AUAAACUCUUAUCAUCACAACAAUCACUAAAUUCAAAUAAAGAUCAUGGCGACCUGUUACAACAUUAUUAUUCCUUUCAAUUUUUAUACGAAGGUAAGAGAGAAAGAGGACCUCCAUUAAUUUUUACCUUGACAUCGUCAAAUUUUUAUAAUUCCGUAAUGGCGUCCAUUUCUCAUCUUUCUCCAGCUAUCAUUUUUUUUUUCAGUGAUUAGAAAAAUCUUUGUUGAUUUGGGAGUUUAAUUUCAGAUUUUAAUUAGUUGUUUCCAGUUGCAGAACAGAAAAAUUAUAUUAGUUGAUUUAUUAUUCAAUUGACUUGUUUUAAUCAAUUGAUGAAUAAACUCUCUGCUUUGCCUUGUAUGAAGUGAUUCCCUAAAACAGAGAGAUUUCUGGGUUUUAGGGAUUUGAGUGUUGUUUCUGUUAUACAGAAACAAAUUCAAACAAGGCAAAAAAAUGUCGGACUCGCCAACUUCUUCUCCACCAGCACCAUCCGCUGAUUCCGCUCCGCCGCCGGAUACCUCAUCCGACGGAUCUGCUGCUCCUCCACCUACGGAUUCAGCACCACCUCCUAGUCCACCGGCUGAUUCAUCUCCGCCUCCAGCUCUUCCAUCUCUUCCGCCAGCUGUCUUUUCUCCUCCGCCAACUGUCUCAUCCCCUCCUCCUCCGCCGCUUGAUUCAUCUCCUCCUCCGCCGCCUGAUUUAACCCCGCCGCCAAGUUCUCCCCCUCCCCCAGAUGCUCCGCCGCCGAUUCCCAUCGUGUUCCCUCCACCGAUAGACUCACCGCCGCCCGAGUCCACCAACUCCCCUCCACCUCCAGAGGUGUUUGAACCACCACCGCCUCCGGCCGAUGAAGACGAAAGCCCUCCUGCUCCUCCACCUCCGGAACAAUUACCUCCUCCAGCGUCUUCACCGCAAGGAGGACCCAAAAAACCAAAAAAACACCAUCCAGGACCAGCCACAUCUCCUCCUGCUCCUUCAGCACCAGCCACAUCUCCUCCUGCUCCUCCAAACGCGCCGCCACGUAACAGUUCCCACGCACUACCACCUAAGUCUACCGCUGCAGGUGGACCUCUCACCUCGCCAUCUCGCGGAGUCCCCAGCAGCGGAAACUCUGUCCCGCCACCUGCAAAUAGCGGUGGCGGCUAUCAAGGGAAGACUAUGGCCGGUUUUGCAAUAGCCGGUUUCGCAGUCAUCGCCUUGAUGGCCGUUGUGUUCUUAGUCAGAAGAAAGAAGAAGAGAAACAUUGAUGCCUACAGUGACUCACAAUACUUGCCUCCUUCAAACUUCUCCAUCAAAUCAGAUGGAUUCUUAUACGGUCAAAAUCCUACAAAGGGAUACUCUGGUCCUGGUGGUUACAAUUCACAACAACAAUCAAAUUCCGGAAACAGCUUCGGCAGCCAACGAGGAGGAGGAGGUUAUACACGGUCAGGGAGCGCACCUGAUUCAGCAGUGAUGGGAAGUGGUCAAACACAUUUCACAUAUGAAGAGCUAACGGACAUAACAGAAGGAUUUUCUAAGCAUAACAUACUUGGAGAAGGAGGUUUUGGUUGUGUGUAUAAAGGUAAAUUAAAUGAUGGAAAACUUGUUGCUGUUAAGCAGCUUAAGGUUGGUAGCGGACAAGGUGACCGUGAGUUUAAGGCGGAGGUUGAGAUUAUUAGCCGUGUUCAUCAUCGCCAUUUGGUUUCUCUUGUUGGAUACUGCAUUGCGGAUUCAGAGAGAUUGCUUAUCUAUGAAUAUGUUCCUAACCAAACAUUGGAACAUCAUUUGCAUGGGAAGGGAAGGCCAGUACUUGAAUGGGCUAGGAGAGUCAGAAUUGCUAUAGGUUCUGCCAAAGGUUUGGCGUAUUUACACGAAGACUGUCACCCAAAAAUCAUUCACAGGGACAUAAAGUCCGCUAACAUCUUGCUGGACGAUGAGUUUGAAGCUCAGGUUGCUGACUUUGGACUUGCCAAACUCAAUGAUUCAACACAAACUCAUGUAUCAACUCGCGUUAUGGGAACCUUCGGGUACUUGGCACCAGAAUAUGCACAAAGUGGAAAGCUGACUGAUAGAUCAGAUGUUUUCUCGUUUGGGGUUGUUCUCUUAGAGCUUAUAACAGGACGCAAACCUGUUGACCAAUACCAGCCUUUGGGAGAAGAGAGUUUGGUUGAAUGGGCUCGUCCUCUGCUUCACAAAGCCAUUGAGACCGGUGAUUUCAGUGAACUAGUUGAUAGACGGCUCGAAAAGCAUUAUGUGGAGAAUGAAGUUUUCAGAAUGAUUGAAACAGCUGCUGCUUGUGUUAGGCAUUCAGGUCCAAAACGUCCACGUAUGGUUCAGGUUGUGAGAGCAUUGGAUAGUGAAGGGGACAUGGGAGAUAUCAGCAAUGGUAACAAAGUGGGACAAAGCAGUGCUUAUGACUCUGGUCAGUAUAAUAAUGACACCAUGAAGUUCAGGAAAAUGGCAUUUGGUUUUGACGAUAGCUCGGAUUCCGGGAUGUACAGUGGAGACUACUCUGUCCAAGACUCCCGGAAAGGAUCCAACGGAGCUUCCUCUGAGUUCACAAGGAAUGAAACCGAGAACCGAAACUUCAAUAACCGGCGCUACUGAUCCAAAAAUAGGUCAACUUAUACCUAAUCAUCCCUCAUGCUUGAGCUCUUUGUACAGCAUUAAUGCUCUCUUUGAAUUUUUUGUGUGAAGAUACGUUUCUUGCUAGCCGCUACCUUUAGUUUUGCUCCAUAAUUCCCAUUUGCCUCAAAAGACUUAUUAUAGGUGAGAACAGAGAAAAGCAACCAAAAAAGAAAAAGAACUCAUAAAAGUUCUUAAAGAGUGAUUUGAAUCUUGUUUGCUUUUGUUUGCUUCUCUGUGUUGAGUUUCGGAUUUUUUGUUGAGUGUGAUAACAUAAAUGAAGAACUCCAUCUUCUGAUUUUUUUUUUUU
Molecule: messenger RNA, 2911 nt
Organism: Arabidopsis thaliana (thale cress)
Lineage: Eukaryota; Viridiplantae; Streptophyta; Magnoliopsida; Brassicales; Brassicaceae
Gene: PERK13
Product: root hair specific 10
Exons: 8
Coding region: 451-2583 (710 amino acids)
Cellular component (GO): plasma membrane
Molecular function (GO): protein serine/threonine kinase activity; ATP binding; protein kinase activity
Source: RefSeq, marked reviewed